AUGCGCCAGUUCGACAAUGUCUCGAUAUCGCCAUGGGCGAACCCAUACGCCGGCCCCAACACAAACACCGGCAAGAACUUCUAUGCUACCGCGCCCCAACCACCGGCUCAACCUCUCUAUCGCCGGGUGGUUGCGCCUCCUCCAAAAUUCUCUUAUACGGGCGUUGCACAUGUAAUUGAUGAUAAGCGCACCGAUGACGAUCAAGCAGAACCAGGAAUCGCCUCGACAGCACCAGAUGCUUCAGAUUUACCACCUGUGGCAGAAGCCACGCUAGCAGAGGCCGCACCUCCAGCCAUACCAGAAGUACCUCCCCCAGGAGAACCUUCGAUAACAACAGAUACACCUGUAGCAACAGUCCCAGCAGAAACUAUACCCGAAGACCCACCGACACAACAAGCAGAGGCUGCCUCCAGUAGUGGGGACGAUGUUGUGGCAGCCGAAGUUGUGACUGAGGAUGUUAAAGAUGAACCUCCGGGAUCAAGCGAUGCCACGAGCGUUGAAGUAUCACCGCCUCCACCAGCUUCGCCAGUACCGGUAAUAGGGCUGCCGACAUCAGAGGUUUUGCCAGUACCCCCUAGUGAGCCCGUGCCUCCUCCGCCGCCAGCACCACCAGCGGAUGCAACACCUGAGCCUGUAGUCGCUGAGAGUGAGAAGAGUGGUGAGUCCGAGCAGGCCGCUCAAGAGCCCCCGAAAUCCCCAACUGAGAAGUUUGUCCAUUUUGCCUCUGACACCAAAGACCCAGACGCCGCAAGUAUUGGCAAGAAGAAGAAGUAUGGUAAAGGCAAGCCCACCGCGUUUGUUCGUCCCAGAAAGCCAUCGAAAUCCGUUCCCCUUGCGUCGCCGCCGAAGGACGGAAAGAAGAAUGCUAUGGUUCCAAUCAGCAUCAUGAAAAAGGAGCGAAGUGGUUCAAUGUUCUCAGCGUUCACUAGUGAGAAGUUGAUGAAGGGGGAUAUGAGGAAGUCAGGAGGAAAGAGAGGCAGUGAUGACGGUAGUAUAUCACCAAGUGACGACGGGUCGGUCGUGAUCAUCGACGGAGAUGCAUCCCCUUCGGUCGUCUCCGAAAGCGUUAUCAUCGAGGAACCUACCGAAGCCGCUUCAGAAUCGAUCGUAAUCGAGGCCGUACCGCCGCCACCACCGCCGAACGAUACUCCAACUGUAGAAGACGAGGUUGCUGUUGGUGAGGAUACUGUGGAGGCACAGCAUGAAGCAGCAGUCACAGACAGCCCUACCACCGAAGGCAACGAGCCUGUCGUUGCCGAGUCCCCUACUGAAGCCGUAGCAGAGGAGACUACCGCAAAUGAUCCUGUAAUCGAAGACACCCCUGCCUUUUCGGACGAGCCGACAGCAGAUGCGGGUUCCGAAGGACCUGCUGCGACACCAGAGCCGCCGGUGGAAGGUUCAAGUACUAUGAGUGAGGAUACAAAGCCACCCGUCGAAGCGGAACCUGAAAAAGAACAAGCUUCGGCAGACGGUGUAGAUGUGGUUGAGCCCAAGGUGGCCUCUUCAGACGAAGAGCAACCAGUCGAAGCGGAGAGCCCUGCUGAAGCGGCACCGGCACCAGCACCGGCGGAGGACUCAGUUGUGGGCGAGGCUGCUAGUGAGUUAGCAGUGGAAGACACGACUACCGUUGGGGAAUCGACUGCAAUCGAAGUACUACCCUCUGCUGUAGAAGAGGCACCCGCUGUCGAGGAACAACCUCCUGCUCCUGAAGAAGCUCCGGUGAUCAACGAUCCGCCAAUCACCGAGGAGACUUCUGCUGUUGGAGAGGUGGAAACAUCCACAGCUGAAGAGACACCCAGUGGCGAAGUAGCAUCAUCUGGUGAAGAACCGACCUCUGCGGACAUACAAACAUCGGCUGAAGAGGUACCCGCGGCGGACGAGACAGUUGUUUCUCCAGAAUCGGCUGACAAUGAGGAACAAUCUGCUCCUGGAGAUACUCCAGUCACUGAAGUCACCCCUGUUACUGAAGAGCCAUCCUCGGCCGAAGCAUCGCCUGCGAGUGAAGCGGCACCGGUUGCUGAGGAGACAAUUGCCGCCGUUGAAGAGGCUCCUCAGGCUGAUAGUACUUCUGAUGCUUCAGACACGCCCGCUACUGGAGAGACUUCUUCUACAGACAAUCCCACCGCUGACGAUACCCCGCCUACUGAAGAACUACCGGUACCCGAAGAAGUCUCAGCUGUGGAUGGCACACCUACUGCCGAAGAAGCAUCUGCAGGCGAAGAAGCACCAAAGGCUGAAGACGCCAUCGUUGUCGACGAGGUACCUGUUACAGAAGAGAUGCCAGCCAGUGAGGCCACUACUGUCACUGAAGCGGUAACUACGUCUGAUGAAUCGCCAGCUGCUGGUGAACCAGUCGCUGUUGAGGAGACACCUGCUGUGGAGGAGACACCUGCUGUCGAGGAGACGCCGGCUCUUGAUGAAUCACCCGCUGCUGAGAAGACACCUGCUGUUGAGGAUAUACUUGUUGUUGAGGAAAUACUAGCUGCUCAGGGAGCGUUAGUUGCUGAGAUAGCAGAAGAUGCCGCCGCGUCAAACCCAGAACCGGAUGCUGCUCAAGAACAGUCCCUACUCGAAGGGAACGAAGAUGUCGAACCAUCUCCUAUCGCAGAUCAGGAGGCUCCAGUCGAGACCUUACUGGUUGAAGAACAUGCAGAUGUUGCGUCCCGAAGUACUCCGAACGAAAAGGAAUCUCAAGGAUCUGAAUCUUCAGCUGUCGAAGAUGCCGUCUCCGAGCCUCCCGUUUCUGAAGAAGUUCCAGAGCCCGAGACAGUUACGUCCAGCGACCCGCCAUCGACUGAGAACGACGAUAAGAUUGAAGACACAGAUGCUGGAGAAGUAGGAAAUGCUGAGUCAGUGGUGGCUGUAGCUGAGUCAGAUAACUUGAGCGCUGAGAUUACGGAGGAGUUACAAGCCGAUAGCACGAUCGAAGAUCCAGUCGCAGUGGACGCCAGCGAACCUAUCCCGGCCGAGAACGCUAGCGACACAACAUCUGGUGAAGGCAACAGUGAGCCUAAUACUGUGCAGGAUGAAGGCAAGGUGCCUACGGAAGAACCGGAGGCUACAACUGUCCCUGAAGAAGCAGACCCAACAAGUGCUUCUCCGCCGACUGACGACGACUUGGCGACAGCUCCUCCCGAGAACACCCAAGCGACUGAAGUCGUGGCUGAUGUAACACACGACGAGUCUAUUGUACCGACAGAAAGCGUCGCCGAUAUGGGAGAUGCCAACAAUGAGCCGAGUGAAGAGGCGAUCAUCGCGCCCAUCGAAGUCGUGACAGCGGAGACUGAAGCAAACGGUGAAGAUGUGGAGGCCACAGAGACUAUGCAAGACAUUUCCGAUUGGGAAAAAGACGAAGAUAACGUCAGCGACCUAGAGAUAUCUGACUGGGAAAAAGACGAUGCCGAUGCUUCAUCGCAGGCUGGUGAGAGUGAGACCAACCCUUCCGAGCACCAAGACUACGAAGACGACCGCAUCGCGCAAGAAGCAUCUGAACCUACGCCAGAGACAGAGAAGCCAUCAGAUCAGCAAGAGCGCGAGGCUGUGGAGCAGGUCCAGCAGAUCGACACUGAAGCCUCUGUUCCGCCCAUCGAUGUCGCCGUCGAGGACGAUGCAGUCCCCACUGGAGUCACAGAGGCAGAACAGACUGUCGAAGACACAUCCACGACUCGUGAACCAGAGGUGUCAGAGCAAAAUGAUGUUACGCAACAAACCGAAGACCAGACAAAGGACGAGGAGCCCUCAUCCUCUGACCCUGCGGCAGAGCCUCCUGAGCCACCAGAGACGAUCACUCCAGCUGAUACAGCCGCAGCUGAUCAAAAACCAAUUUCAGUCGAAAUUGACACGCCCAAUCAAGACGAUAUUGAAGAUGCGAAGUCGACUACGGGUGUCGAGGAUGUCAUUGGCACAACUGAGGAUGUGUCUGCACCAACAGAACCCCACUCAGAUCUUAGCCAGCCAGAUGCAUCAGAGGAGAACAACAUCACCGAUUCAAGCACAGACGCACAGGAGGAUGCGACUGCACAUGAAUCGCCAGCCGAUGAUCUGGAGCCAGCGGUGAACGACGAGGCUGCCAAGGACAGCGAGCAAGCCAUAGUCUCGGCUGCACCCGAUGACGUGGAGAAUCCAGACGCAUGCACAGCCGAGACUGAAGCAGCCCUACCCAACCUCGACGACACCCCGGACGAAUCAUGCGCAAGCAUCCCAGCUGACGCGACCAGCGAAGUCAGCCCAGACCCUGUCUCAAAAGAGGCUGACGUUGAUACGCCCAUUGAACAACUCGCGGUUGAAGAGAGUCACACUGAAAACGCCGUGGGCGAUCCAUCUGUUGUUCAAGUUAUUCCCGAAGAGACCGACCAUGAUGUUGUAGCGAACAUUGCGCUAGCAGAAGCCGAGCACGACUCUGCACCAGACAUGCCGGCCAAGAAAGCACCGGAAGUGGUUCCCGAGGACGUUGGGUCUGAGGAACCUCAACCUUCGGAGGUUUCCGUUGACUCUAACACCGGGCCAUCGCCGGAUGAUGAGUCAGCAAAAGAGCAGGAUUCUGAUGCGGGAAGUGAGUCUGGGUCUGAGUCCGAAGAUGAUGACUGGUCAGGGUCGGAGGCAUCUGCUGCGCCUUCUGCAUCUGAAGUUCCACAGGUCGACGACACGCCUGACUCGGCACCCGCUCAAGAUGAAACAACCAAUGCCGAAGAUGCUCCGCCGAGUGAAGACGCUGCCGUCGCUGCUGUAGAGCCUGACGCUGCGGCGGAGGAUCAUCAGUCAAUCGUCGACGAUGGCGCUGGUUCGGAUGACGACUCUGCUUCUGAGCUUUCCUCAAAGGCCCAAGAAGAGGAACAGAGCUCUGUGUCGGUAGAGGAGGCUGCCAAUCCCGAUGACGAAGAAGUUGCCGAGAGCCCAGAGUCACCAGUAGAGUCCGCCCCAGUCGCGGAUACGCACCCAGGGUUAUCGCUCGAAGUCAAUGUCGCAACGUCUGAGAUCGUCCCGGAGGCAGAGGCUCCUACAUCAGAGGUCGAUGAUCCAUCUGCUCCCGCUCUCGAACCAGUUUCGGAGGAGGAGCAAGCAGGCGACGAGGAUGACGCCAGUGCUGCCACCCAGGACGAUUCUGCCAACGACGACUCUCUAGUAUCAACAGAAGGCUCCGCCGAGCCUGAAGAAGAGGCGCCCGCAGUUGUGGAAGUGCCCGAACCGGCCGACGAACCCAAGGGUGAAGAAGAGGCGCCCGAGGAAGAUGAGGCUGAUGAUGUCUCUCUGGUGAGCGAAUCCGACAGCGAGAGCGAGGCUGGAGAGUCUGUCUUGCCACCGGAAGACGAUGUAGAGGCUGAUAUCGACGCUACUCAAACUUCAAUUGACUCGGAAGAGGUAGACGCUGGCGUACCAGAAGCCGAGCAAACAGUGAUCGACGAGGUCGCUGAUGCUGAGCCGCAAGCAUCUGAAGCGGGGGAUGUACCUGUGAUUGAGCAAGAGGCGGAACAGCCCACUGAACCAGAAACGACAGAAUCAGUCGCAGCGGAACCUGAUGCGGAGCUAGUUGAGCCAGAGGCUGGCGUGAACGAGAUUGACGAGGCGUUGGCCGACGAGGUGGACGAGGCGCAAGAACUGGCGGCGACACCAGUUGAGGCCCCUGGAGAGGAGCCUGACAUAGCCAAAGAGGACGAAGCCGCCGAACCUGCACCUCUAGAGGAAUCAGAUGAUGGUCAGCCUUCAUCUCCUGUUGAAGACGCACCAGAUUCACUUGCUGAAGAGGCCAAUUCAAAUGAUGGCUCCGAAGCUGCAGAGGAAGAUGAUGAACCUUCAGCGGUUGACGUGAGCGAAGAGAAGGAUGACCAGCCGGAGGAAGCCCCGUCCGCACCGGAGCCAACACCAGCAGAAGAUACACCGCCUGAAGAGGCUGCUGCAGAGGCGGUAGAGGCACCUGUGGAGCCCGCUGAACCAGUAAUCGAAGAAGCCGUUGUAGAAGAAGCUGCCGCAGUCGUCCAAGACCCACCUUCCGAAGCAGAGUCAGAACAAGCAGCCGAAGAACCCCAACAGGACGAAGAGCCGGUACCUGCGCCUUCCUCUGAGCCCGAGGAAGAAGAGCCACAGGCACCACCCGAGGAAGCCCCUGUUGAAGAUCAGCCCGAACCCGAGGAGCCAGCUACUGCUGAAGAGCUCGAGCCACCAGCUGAAGCAGCUCCAGAGGAACCCGAGGAGCCAGCUGAGGCGGUAUUGGCUCCAGAGCCAACCCCAGAAACUGAGGAACCCGCUGAACCAGCGGCGGAGCCAGAAGCCGAGCAAAUUGUGGAGGACGGUGCCAAGGAGGUCUCGGUACCAGACCCAGAAGUGGAGACGGAAGAAGUCGUAGCGGAAGUGGCCAAUGAAGAUAUUCCUGAACCUCAACCAGCCGACGAUGCCACGGCGGAGAGGUCCCUCUAUGUUGGUGAAAGUCCGAGCAGAACUCCACCGCCACCACCACUACCUGCUGUCGUUGCCGCGUUGGUUGACAACAGCACUGAUGACCAUAUGGUCAGGGAGCGCGAUUUCGCAGUCGAAGAUGAACCGUCUGCCGACACUCCCAGUCGGGAGAAGACUCGUCGUCGAUAUUCGCACUCCCGUCGCGAGAGCCAGCAUCAGUCCAGCCGUAGGCGAGAAAGCGGUGCUAGCACCAGGGAGCGGCCAAUAAUGCCAUCUUCGGCUGUUCCUGAUGCGCCAAGGACAAGACGGCGCGAUAGCAUGACUGAGCGCGAAGCUGAGCGAAGAAGGGAAAGACUUCGCGAGGCUGAGAAGCCUAGUAGUGGCAGCGACAGAGAGAAGGCCUAUGAGAAGGCCUACCCCGAAUACCGCUCACGCCACCGAGAAACUAGGGGUGAAGAGAGAUACAGCAAACGUCAACCCGCCGAGGAAGUUGACGAAGAAGCUGAAAGACAAAAGCGACGUGAAUUACGACGGGCCGAGAGAGCUGAAAGAGAGCGUCUCGCUGCAGCAGACGCUGCCCGCCUGAAGGCUGAGGAAGAAGCAAGAAAGUUGGAGCAUCGUGAAAGACGUCGUGCAGUUAGGCGUGCCGAAGAGGAGCUUAUGAGGGCAAUGGAGGAACGUAAGAAGCUUAAAGAGGAGAAAAGGCUUGCGAUGGAAGAAGAGGAGAGACGUCUUCGACAUGAGAAGAGACGGCAGCGGCACGAGGCCGAAAAGGAGGCAAGACGCUUGGAGCAGGAAAAGAUUGAGCAGGCUGCGCGUGAAGAAGAGGAGGCGAGGAGGCUACGGCGGCAAAAGAGGGCGGAACGAGAAGCAGCCAAAGCGGCUGGUUUGAAGCCAAAGGAAGAGUUGGUUGAACUUUCUCGCGAUGCUGCCAGACGAGCAGCAGAGGAAGACGACGACAACGCCUCCCCUCCCCCUCCAUUGCCACCCGUAGGCGACGAAACACCACCUCGUAGCGCGCCGCGCCGACGCUUGAGUACUCGAGAGACUCCACCAAACGUGAAGCGCGGCAGUCUUUUCGGUGGCAUCUUUGGUCGCUCAAAGCCUGAUCCUACUCCGCCUAGCUCGAAACCAUCCGGAUCAACUCGCGCCCGUGCGAACACGCUGGAGACGACGCCUGUCAAGCCAUCGCGAAGAGAACCUGAAGCCGAACGACCCUCAAGCAGAGAUCAAUCGUCAGACCAGAGCCGAGAGCGUCCCGAGCGCAUGCACCGCAGUCGGCGUCACUCACACAGUCAACGUCGCUUCGCUUCUGCUGAGGAGGAAGCUGACUACUACAAAUGGAAAGAAGAGCGACGUUAUAUGCGCCGUCCCGAACAUGAAAUGUCUGGUGGACGAGAUGGAGGGGUUUCCCUUCCGCCGCCGCCUCCGCCGCCUGAGGAUCUACCUCCCCCACCACCAGAGCCUUUCGAAUAUGAGCCAGAGCCAGAGCCCGAAUCGUUUGAGCAGGCUGAAUCGCCCGUGAUCGAGGACGCAGCUGCCGUCGUCGGUGAAAUCUCAAUCUCAGACGAGGAAAGACGCGAGCGCCGUCGAAGCAGGCGUAUGUCGAAACCGGAAGAACGCCCCAAGGCACGCCGUAUUUCAGUCGUCGAGAAAGAGAGGCCAUCGGGUCGUCGAGUAGAAUCUGAUCGGCCCCGCGCUCGAGAUUAUGGCGAUGACCGGCCAAGACCGAGACGUGGUGAGACGGACCGACGUGACAGGAGGAAGAAGAAGGAAGAGUCAAGCGGCCUUAAGGGGCUGUUUGGAGGUUUGAAGAGGAGAAUUACGUGA
This is a messenger RNA of Alternaria alternata, 8220 nucleotides long. RefSeq lists its product as hypothetical. The coding region runs from base 1 to 8220 and encodes 2739 amino acids. NCBI's taxonomy places the organism in Eukaryota, Fungi, Ascomycota, Dothideomycetes, Pleosporales, Pleosporaceae. The record is from RefSeq and is a predicted model, not a curated record. The transcript is spliced from 5 exons.